UUCAAAGAAGCCUUUUCAUUAUUUGACAAGGAUGGUGAUGGUACUAUAACAACAAAGGAAUUGGGAACCGUGAUGCGAUCACUUGGUCAAAACCCCACGGAAGCUGAGCUACAGGAUAUGAUCAAUGAAGUAGAUGCUGAUGGCAAUGGCACAAUUGAUUUUCCAGAAUUUCUGACAAUGAUGGCAAGAAAGAUGAAAGAUACAGACAGUGAAGAAGAAAUUAGAGAGGCAUUCCGUGU
This is a messenger RNA of Pelodiscus sinensis (Chinese soft-shelled turtle), 239 nucleotides long. NCBI's taxonomy places the organism in Eukaryota, Metazoa, Chordata, Testudines, Trionychidae. The record is from RefSeq and is a predicted model, not a curated record.